AAAGAGAGAGCCCAGAGUGACAGCUACCGAAGGAGGACUUUAAUUUACACAGACAUCACUGUGAGGUCAGUCCUGAGUCUCUACCUGUCGCAGUGCUGAGAGGGGUUACCCAGAGUGCUUUGCCACCAUGGGCGAGCUUUUCCGAAGUGAGGAGAUGACGCUGGCCCAGCUCUUCCUCCAGUCAGAGUCGGCCUACUGCUGCGUCAGCGAACUGGGAGAGAUCGGCAUGGUGCAGUUCAGAGACUUGAACCCGGACGUGAACGUGUUCCAGAGAAAGUUUGUGAACGAAGUACGACGGUGUGAGGAGAUGGACCGUAAACUGAGGUUUGUUGAAAAAGAGAUUAAGAAAGCUAACAUCGCAAUCGUGGACACGGGCGAGAACCCUGAGGUUCCGUUUCCUCGAGACAUGAUUGACCUCGAGGCCACCUUUGAGAAGCUGGAAAAUGAGCUGAAGGAGAUCAACACCAACCAGGAAGCUCUGAAAAAGAAUUUUCUGGAGCUGACGGAGCUGAAACACAUCCUGAGGCGUACCCAGCAGUUUUUUGAUGAGAUGGAAGAUCCCUCUCUGUUGGAAGAGUCGUCCACGUUGCUGGACCCCAAUGAGGUCGGGCGUGGCGCUCCUCUAAGACUGGGGUUUGUGGCUGGAGUGAUUGGCAGAGAGAGGAUACCAACCUUCGAGAGGAUGCUGUGGAGAGUUUGCCGUGGCAACGUGUUCCUGCGACAGGCGAACAUUGAAGACCCUCUGGAGGACCCCACAACGGGAGACCAAGUGCACAAGUCUGUGUUCAUCAUCUUCUUCCAGGGAGACCAGCUGAAGAACCGCGUGAAGAAAAUCUGUGAAGGGUUCCGGGCGUCGCUCUACCCCUGUCCAGAGACGCCCCAGGAGAGGAAGGAGAUGGCGGCCGGGGUUAACACCCGUAUCGACGACCUCCAGAUGGUGUUGAAUCAGACCGAGGAUCACAGACAGAGGGUGCUCCAGGCGGCUGCCAAGACGGUUCGCGUCUGGUUCAUCAAAGUGAGGAAGAUGAAGGCCAUCUACCACACGCUGAACCUCUGCAACAUCGACGUCACACAGAAGUGCCUCAUCGCCGAAAUCUGGUGCCCCGUCUCCGACCUGGACACCAUCCAGUUCGCCCUGCGCAGGGGCACGGAGCGAAGCGGUUCCACCGUUCCCUCCAUCCUCAACAGGAUGCAGACCAAACAGACUCCGCCCACGUACAACAAAACCAACAAGUUUACCUCUGGCUUCCAGAGCAUUGUGGAUGCCUAUGGGAUUGGCAACUACAGGGAGAUGAACCCAGCUCCCUACACCAUCAUCACCUUUCCCUUCCUGUUUGCCGUCAUGUUCGGGGACCUGGGUCACGGCGUGCUCAUGACAUGCGCCGCCCUCUACCUCGUUCUCCGAGAGAGCCGUCUCCUCGCCCAGAAAAACGACAACGAGAUGUUUAACAUGAUCUUCUCUGGUCGGUACAUUAUUCUCCUGAUGGGGGUCUUCUCUGUCUACACUGGCAUCAUCUACAACGACUGCUUCUCCAAAUCCCUCAACGUCUUCGGCUCCGGCUGGAGUGUACGGCCCAUGUUCGGGGAGAGAGGAGCCAACUGGACAGAUGAAACUCUAGAGGAGAAUCGAAUUCUGCAGUUAGACCCUGCUAUUCGUGGAGUCUUCAGUGGUCCCUACCCUGUCGGCAUAGAUCCAGUGUGGAACCUGGCCAGCAACAAAUUAACCUUCCUGAACUCCUUUAAGAUGAAGAUGUCUGUGAUCUUGGGCGUGAUUCACAUGCUGUUUGGAGUGUCUCUCAGUCUCUUUAACCACAUGUACUUUAAGAAGCCUCUGAACAUCUACCUGGGAUUCAUCCCAGAGAUCAUCUUCAUGAGCAGUCUGUUUGGCUACCUGGCUCUCCUCAUCUUCUACAAGUGGACAGCGUACGACGCCAGAACCUCCAAAGAUGCCCCCAGCCUGCUCAUAGCCUUCAUCAACAUGUUCCUCUUUAACUACAACGACCCAACAAACAAACCUCUGUACAGAGGACAGAUGGUCAUUCAGUCACUGCUGGUGGUGAUUGCCCUGGCCUGUGUUCCCGUUAUGCUCAUAGUAAAACCAUUAUUACUACGCAAACAGUACCUGUGGAGAAAACACCUGGGCACACAAAAUUUCGGAGGGAUCCGGGUAGGGAACGGGCCGACCGAGGACGAAGCCGAGAUCAUCCAGCACGACCAGCUCUCCCAGAAUUCAGAGGAGGAACCUGAGCAUGCCGAGGAGGAAGUGUUUAACUUUGCAGAUGUGGCAGUGCAUCAGGCCAUUCACACUAUAGAGUACUGUCUGGGCUGUAUCUCCAACACGGCCUCAUACCUACGACUGUGGGCCCUCAGUCUGGCCCAUGCACAGUUGUCAGAGGUCCUGUGGUCCAUGGUCAUGCGCAUGGGUCUGUCCUCCAGGAACUUCGGAGGUUUCUUUGGCCUGUCAAUCAUCUUUGCUUUUUUCGCCACAGCCACUGUGUGCAUCCUGCUCAUCAUGGAAGGGCUGUCUGCUUUUCUACACGCACUGCGAUUACACUGGGUGGAGUUUCAGAAUAAGUUCUACACAGGCCAGGGCUUUAAGUUCAUGCCCUUCACCUUUGACAGCAUCCUGGAGGGCAAGUUUGAGGAAUAAACCAUGCCCCUCCCCCUGUACUGGCUCUCUCUCACUCUCUCUGCUGUUCCUCCCCUCACCCCCAACAACCAAUCAGGUUUUAAACAGAACAUGAUAGAUGUGAGAGAGACUCCGCCUUCACCCAUGAGAAGCUCAAAGACGACGCUGAAUUCCACACAGUUAUGUCUGUCUGUCUUUUUUAUUUUUUUUUUUUCUUAAAUGGUUGUCCUAUUCCAGUUUUCAGGUGUUCUCAUAGCAGUGCGGUUUUCAUAUGGAAAAGCGGUUUGUUCUCGAGAUGAUAAAUUGAAACGUGGUUAUCUAAUGUAAUUAUAUUGUCACAGCUCGUCGUGAAUUGACUUUGGAAUUCUGCGUCAACGUGUCUUCAGGUUAAGUGAAUGUGAUUAUCUGGAAAUGAAUCUCAUAACAUCAAAACUCAAGAUUUUUUUUUUUUUUUGCAUCCUCUGUCUCCACAAAGUACUGAUAGUUUUGAUGAUGUUUGAUCUGUUGUAGUGUU
This is a messenger RNA of Chanos chanos (milkfish), 3143 nucleotides long. RefSeq names its product ATPase H+ transporting V0 subunit a1a (gene atp6v0a1a). The transcript has 22 exons. NCBI's taxonomy places the organism in Eukaryota, Metazoa, Chordata, Actinopteri, Gonorynchiformes, Chanidae. The record is from RefSeq and is a predicted model, not a curated record. Bases 128 to 2650 code for a protein of 840 amino acids. Gene Ontology annotation, cellular component: vacuolar proton-transporting V-type ATPase complex; vacuolar proton-transporting V-type ATPase, V0 domain; plasma membrane. Gene Ontology annotation, molecular function: proton-transporting ATPase activity, rotational mechanism; ATPase binding. Gene Ontology annotation, biological process: proton transmembrane transport; vacuolar acidification.